AUGGACGCUCCUCUCCGCCGCCCAGCGGGGAUCCUGGGCUCCCCCCCGGCUGACGGGAGCCAGCCCGCGGGCUCAGACUCGCUCUCCUCCGGCACUAAGCCUCUCGCUUUCUCCAUCGACCGGAUCAUGGCCCGCACGCCCGAGCCCAGGUCGAUACCUCUGCCCGGGUGGUUCCAGCCUCCUCCCGGGGGGAAACCCGACGUGUGUCCGUCCUCCCUGCACUGCAUGAUCCCGCUGCUGCCGCUCGGAUACGACGCACCGGGACACCGAGUCAGCAUCGGCGGGCUGGACGCGGGACACCUGGACGCGUCCUCCGUGGGGCCCGCGGACCUCCUGAGCUUCGGGCUCAACUACAAGAGCCAGCAGGAGGAGAGCGGCCCCCAGUACAAACUCUUCAGACCCCGGGUGGUCAACCAGGCCUCGUUCCCCACCUCCGUGAGCACCGUGUGCUACCUGAACUGCAGCGGGGACGGCAGCGCGUGCCCUCCGCCGGCCGGCCUCGUGAACCUUCACCCCAUGGCCUCCUACCUGCUGAGCGCGAGGCACAAAGCGUUCAUAACGGAGAGGAACAAACCGGGCGGCGUGCAGCAGGGCGGGGAGAGGUUCCCGGUGUCUCCGAGUCACAUCCAGCACUUCAUGAAGGAGCGGGAUCAGAUCCUCACCGACAAGAUCUUCAAGAGCUCCGUGUCCGCUGCAGCCCGGAUCAACGGCUCGAUCCCGGGCAGCAAACCCAAAGUGUUCACCUGUGAGGUCUGCGGCAAGGUGUUCAACGCGCACUACAACCUGACCCGUCACAUGCCCGUGCACACGGGAGCGCGUCCGUUCGUCUGUAAAGUUUGUGGGAAAGGAUUCAGACAGGCGAGCACGCUGUGCAGACACAAGAUCAUACACACUCAGGAAAAACCGCACAAGUGUAACCAGUGCGGGAAAGCCUUUAACCGCAGCUCCACGCUCAACACGCACACACGGAUCCACGCGGGAUACAAGCCGUUCGUGUGUGAGUUUUGUGGGAAAGGAUUUCACCAGAAAGGAAACUACAAAAACCACAAGCUGACGCACAGCGGGGAGAAACAGUUCAAGUGCUCGAUCUGCAGCAAGGCGUUCCACCAGGUGUACAACCUCACCUUCCACAUGCACACGCACAACGACAAGAAGCCGUUCACCUGCCCCACCUGUGGGAAAGGCUUCUGCAGGAACUUUGACCUGAAGAAACACAUCAGGAAGCUGCACGACCCGGCCGGCCCGCAGUCGCCCCCGCAGGCCUGAACAUGAACUCUGCUGCUCCCAAAAACACCAAAAACCCAACAUCAGGUCCUCAACGUGGCCCCAGCAGGCCAGGAACUAAAAUUAGACCCUGAUAUUUCUGCUUUACUAAGUCUGAAGGGUGUUAGAGGGAAAGUAUUAUUAUAAUUCCAGAACUUUUGCCCCCUUAUUGCUGUGAUUUGCCCCUGUGAAUCUCCCCAAAUCCUUAUCUCACAUGACUGAAUUUAACCUCUUCUUUCCUGUGCUGACAUGAAAUUCUCCAAAUUCUUGCAGCUGAUUUUUCAAGGCUGGUUUGGAUGCCAUUCCAGACAAAAUAUCCUAAAUGAUGACUCCUUUUAGUCUGCAAAAAUGGUCAAAAUACAACCAACAGAAACUGAAAUAUUCAGACUUAACACCCCCAGUUCCAAAAGGUCAAAUCCUUUCCCUUUAUGCAUUUAGAUCUUACAUUUUUUCAACAUUUUUACAACUUGUUACAGAUUUUCUGUUGUGAACGUGUAAUCCAAAAUACAACCAAACAUGGUGAAAUAUUUGGUUGUUGAUCAAAUAUAGCCUCAAAUGCUCAGUAUUUGCACAAAUGCCCUUUGUUUGGCAGUUAAUCUUGUUAGAAAAGGUUUUAAACUUCAUUAUCUCCAAAUGCUUGCUGCUGUUUUUUCAAGGUUUAUAUGGGUGUCAUCUUAGACAAAACCUUCCAGGAUCAUGACUCUUAAGAGGCUGCAAAAACAGCCAAAAUCCAACCAAAGGAGGCUUAUGCUACUAAAAUAAUCAAAAACAUGGAAUCCUUUCUCAUGCUGCAUUAAGAAUGCUAUGUUUCCCACAUCUUUAAAACUUUUAACAGAUUUUCUGUUUUAAGUUUGUAGUUUGGAUGUCCAAAAUUCAGACAAGCAUGAUGGAACAUUUCGUCUAUCAAGUACGCCUCCAAAAGCUUUAGUAACACUAUGCCUGCUUUCUUUCAGUUAACAGAGUUGAACACUUGUCUAAAUCCUUCCUGCUGAUUGUAUAAAGGCUGAUAAAUAUAAAAUUUAGACAAAAAUGUCCUACAUUAUGACUUACAGAGGCCAAAAAAUAUUUAAAUUCCAACCAAAAGAGGCCAAGGUAUUUCCAUUUCUUGAAUAAAACAAUUCAUGCUCCAAAAACGUAGAAACCUUUCCCAUCACAAAUUGAAACUGCAUUUUUCCACAUCCUUGAAAGCUAGAACAGAUUUUCUGUUGUAAAUUGUUAGUGUCCAUGUCUGAAAUUAAGACAAACAUGGACAAAUGUUUGGUUUUCUGUCACCGUGAUCCCCAACCUUUUGUCCCUCGAGGCCCCAAAUAGUAUCUAAGAAAUGCUUAGCCCCCCAGGACCCACUCGGACAAAUAAUAAACAUCAAUUUUAUUUUUCAUUGACAAAAUUCGAGACAUACAUAAUAGGUUCUUGCCAAAAAAACCUGUGUAUAAACUUUACAUUAUUACAACAGCUUAUAAAGGCCACUCUAAAAUAAGCGGAUCUAUUAAUUUUUGAGAAAAUCAAAAUUUGCAAGGUUUAAAAGCAAAUUCCUGAAUAAAAAUCACAAUUAUUGACCUUAAAGUCAAAAAGAGAUCACAAAGAUGGAAAUGGCCAAUUGCAUUGAGAGUACUGUGAAAGUUCUGAUGUUGAGAGCCGGAUGUAAUACUUACUAAGGCUGAAUAAGAAGGAAUUAUUUGUGAUUUUAGAAAAGAAUGAUCACAUAGUCAGGCCAUUAGUUUGCAUUUCUGUAAACGGGGGCUUUCCA
This is a messenger RNA of Cheilinus undulatus (humphead wrasse), 3010 nucleotides long. It is a transcript of the gene fezf1, whose product is annotated as FEZ family zinc finger 1. The coding region runs from base 1 to 1266 and encodes 421 amino acids. The record is from RefSeq and is a predicted model, not a curated record. The transcript has 4 exons. Gene Ontology annotation, cellular component: nucleus. Lineage: Eukaryota; Metazoa; Chordata; Actinopteri; Labriformes; Labridae.